AUGAAUCUAUUCACUCCUAAUCAUGUAAAGCUCCUCAAUUCAUGCUAUCCUCCAACCUCGUCUCUCCUCACAGCUGGGCCCGAAUAUUCACCAAAUUCACAUGAACUUAGCCGACUGACCUACUAUGCGUCAAACCAUCCAGGGAAGCUGGCCAAGAUUGCAGGCGAAUUAGAGAAGCGUUUGAAGGCAGAAUGCAAGAAAGCGAAAUCGGGAAAUAUUCGAUCCAGGGCCUCCUUAUUAAUAUCACUGUCAAUAUUUCGGUCUCUUGCCACGGAAUGCAGAAGGGAUAUUGCCCUACUGUCUCCUUCUCUGAUUGGAUCCGUCGAUUAUACUUUAGCGUCGCUUUUAAUGGAUCUUGAAGUUACUGCAAGGGCUGCGACCGUUUUCACUGCAUGGACCACCUACACGAAUGGUCAUCUUAUUGGAGCUGAUAGCAACAUGACAAAGGACUAUCUGUCAAUAUUGAAGCAAUUUGCUACCCUAAGCUGUUCAAUAUCCUCUGACCAGGAAACACAGAAUCGCACACGACUAAUAGGUCUUGCUGCCCUGACGGCUGCGUUGAACUCUGAAGCUUUAUAUAAUGAUAUCGGAAACUUUGGAACCCAAGUCUCCAUUAUCUUGUGUCCUAUCAUGGUCAUUCUCUUUGAGACUCCUCUGUCUACUCUGGACGACCAAUUUUCUGCAGUUAAAGAUUCCUCCGCUUCUCCAUACCUGGCUGAGUUCAGAACAAGACCUGCUUUAGAGCGUCGGGCGGCGUCAAUCCAUAUCCACGUCGAUGGGGACAAAGGACCGUCAUCUUCUGACGUUUCUGAUGCAUCUUUGCACGCACUAUUCUCCCUUCUCAACCAUGCUAAUGGCGCUCAACUGGGCUAUAUCAUGCAGUCCUCGUUUGACAAUUUGGAUUCAUUGCAGAAGUGGUCCGAAUACGAUCACUGCUGUUGGUAUGCUCAGAGAGUCGCGGAAUGGGCCCAGUACCAAUAUCGCUAUGUCGUCCCCACUUGGCUCGUGGAUCGCUUGUUAUCCCAACCAGAAAGCCCUGGAAGCACUGUUCUUUAUCAAACCUUGGUGGCUAUGGUUACUUCUGUAUUCAGCGCUCCGACACCACUCAUUAAUUUGUCUUCUUCGGACAUCAUGUCCAAUCUGCUGACACUUAUGCUUCGAUGUAUUUCUAUUAACCCUGAGGACGUCACUCUUCCUGCUUUGGUGGAAUGUAUAUCUUCAUUAGGAUGUCAUGUAUAUUAUUCUGAUCAAAUACAAGACCUGGCGGGCGAAUUGGUCGGUCGGCUUGUUUCCAUUGAAGUUCAGGGAGUCCUUGGAAGGGACAAGGCCACAUCGCUCCAAACCAGGUCAUCAGCCAUCCGUUGCCUCUUAGAAGGUUUGCUUGGUCUUGUCCGUGCCGCCAAUGCAAACGAGAGAGUCGAAUCGGCGGAUGAAACCUCUAAAAGAUGUUCUCCAGAGCCAAAAUCCAGAACAUCUCUAGACACCUCUCGCUUAGAAAGAACAGAUGAAAGGGCAUCCCGACGCACCAGAGUGCCUCCUGACAUCUGGCAAGAUACUUUGAGUCUUUUGUGCGAUAGCGACCCACUGGUACGAGAGGAAUGUUCUAACGCAUUGGUUUAUUAUAUAACCCAAGAAAUGCCCAAGCACGGGGAAAGUAGUGAACCCGCAGCAGUGAAGCCUAUGCGACGUAUUGCCGACACAUUCCGUCAUCAUGUUGGCGUCCAUCCAAGUAUUGGGGAUUCCGGCAGCAAAUUCCUCAAUUCUGUGCAUGCUUAUCUUUACAUUCUCGCCACUUCCCCGACGUUGGGAAUAUCGCCCUCGGUUGUAGGCAAUGCUCGCCUUUCUUCAUACGACGAUUCUUCUUCCAAUGCCCCACCGCCUAUCAUAUCUGAUUUGCACCAUGAUUUGGGAGAAAACCGUUCUGCACCAUCUCCAAGCAGUAAUCGCCGUUCUAUCGGCGGCCAUAAUGUCUCAAGAGCUCGAAAGGAAUCUUUGGUUCUCGGCCUUCUAGAGAGAACACCAUCUCAGUAUACCACUUCUGCCAAGGCCUCAGAGGAAGACUAUGCCCACCUUCUAAAGAUACUCACAACAAUCCAGUCGCGCAUGCCAUUGCAUGGGUUGCUCACAGGAAUACCAAUGAUCUUGGCGUUGAAUGCUGCCUUAAAUACCCAAGAUAUUGAUAUCAACCUCCUCCAUCGAAUUGUCACAAUCAAAACAGUCAUUGCUCAUGUAUGGCUCGUAAUAGGACAAGUGUGGAAAUUACAAGAUCUUGUAAAUCUGGCUGAAAAGGCAAUCAAAAAUUUGUCUUCUUUUCCAAAUAAAGGUACCACUGAAGGUUUUCCUUUGGACUCGCAUACAUUGGGAAUAGACGUGGAUGAGGCAUUGAGCCUAGUUACAUCCUCACAAGCUGUUCAAGAGGCCUUUGGAAUGGAUCAAGAAGGAUUGACGAGGAGGGUCAUGGUCAAGUGGACCCCAGAACUUGCUCUUCGAGAUUUUGAGAAUUCUUCUGCAUAUGAGACUACUCUAAGAGGAGACGGCAUAUCCCCUCUAUUAAAAAUUUCGCCAGCUCUGAUGCACAUUGAAAAUAUUUCUUUGCAGAGUUUGACUAGAUCCACUCGUGGUCUCGGAGUCACUGACCUUAGAGAGGCAUUGGAGGGCCGAAGUAGCAUGUCGAAUCCAGCCCUUGCACGACCUCCAUCUGUUUCCACUCUCGACCAUGCAUCGUCGUCGUUUAUGGGAGGCGAUGCACAUCUACGGCUCACCCAAACUCGAUCCAGGUCACGAGCUGCAAAGAAGCGCCCGGGCCCUAGUGGUAAUGGUGAAGUUCGAGACGUGUUAGCUCGCCUCGGAAUCAGUAAGCAAAACAGUAACCUCCUCAAAUCAACCUUCCCAGCUCUUCAAAAAUCCAAUUAA
Psilocybe cubensis is the source of this 2913-nucleotide messenger RNA. RefSeq lists its product as uncharacterized. Gene Ontology annotation, biological process: protein localization to plasma membrane. Lineage: Eukaryota; Fungi; Basidiomycota; Agaricomycetes; Agaricales; Agrocybaceae. The record is from RefSeq and is a predicted model, not a curated record. The coding region runs from base 1 to 2913 and encodes 970 amino acids. The transcript has 9 exons.